UAGCCAAUAAAUGAGUCUACCCACUUUGCCAGUAGAAACAAGGUGAAAGUCAUGCCUCAGUCAAGAGAAAUAUUCACUAAUAUGGCCUUCCUAGAUGUGUUCUUUGGAUAAUCAACAGAUUAAAACCAGUCUAGAAUUGUGAACAAGAAUACUUAUUAUACAAAUCGUGGGUUCGAUCGAGUAAGCAGAAAAAUGGAAACAUUUCUCGGCAUCAAGAAUACAAGAAACGACAUUGAUCACAUCAUUGUAACGCAACAGUUAAAGAUCUUAUGAAAUGUGAUGAUCAUUCACCUGGUUUGCAAAGUCCACAUUCAUUUUGACAACAUGGUAACUUGGUACCCCCUAGCUCUCUGGUUGGUUUCCCUUGUAUUGUACGCCCACGCCGGGAAACCAUUCACAGAAGUUUUGCACUAUAAUGGGUUCCCUGGAAUGGAUACUAACAGCAGCUUGGCUUCCUUCUCUCCAAAAAUAUUUUUCGUGCGUAAUAAUCUGGACGGUAAUAUUGAGUUUCGUGAAAGUUCAAACGUUUCAUUGAGCGUGUACAUAUCUGGGAAUGACUACAAAGAUCGGGGCCGCGUCAAGGUGUUUUACAAACUGCUGGCAAACAAUACAGUCGUAGAUAUACAAGUGUACCAUGAGCCCGAAUCCUUUCAGUGGCAGCUGGUUGGAGGAAUCGCGGCCGCGGGCUUAGCUCUCAUCGUAGCAUGCGCAGUCUUCACUUGUUGCUGGAGAAGGCACGGACGUGGACGUUACGAAUCGGACUCAGAAAAGACACGGAGUCGUUCUCAACUCAUAGAAGACAGACUGCAGGUUUUUGAGGUACCGAGUCAAACUGAUGAGACUCCUACACCGGUGUCUCAACAAGUCAAGAAGAAGGAAAAACUGCAGUUCGCAAGCAAGAUAAAGAAAACUCAUGAAAAGAAGAAGGAGAAAAAUGUAGCGAAAGAAAGUCACAAGCAAACACUAACUGAAGAGGAACAUGGAAGCAUUAUUCAGGACAAGCUACAAAGGAAAGAAAUAAAAUAUGAAAAAUUAAAAGAAGGAAAGAGUAGAGGUGAGGUCACUGGCGUCGAUCGACGUCGACAAAACACAGCGACAGCAUCAGGUCUUCUUAUGUUGUCCAUAAUUAGCGUUGCCAUGGCAGCGAGUACGCUUUCGAUACCGCGGGCUCGAAUCGUAAUCAAUGUGCCCUCGCGGCUUGUGAGACCUGGGAGCAAAAUCUUUUUCAGCGAGGAGCAUCAUGGGAGACUGAUUGUGUCACGUGAUUGGAGAGGAAAACUGGACGUGUUCGAGCAAUUUGCUGUGUCUCAGGCCACCUCAUCCUUGGACACUCUCGCCCCAUGCUCCUUUUCAUGCCACUUUGCUUGUGACGUCAACACAAACCAGUGUAUCUGUUACUAUGGCUACCAGAUGAGCGACAAUAAGUGUAAAGACAUCGAUGAAUGCAAGACUGGUCGAAGUGAAUGCCAUCAAAACGCGACGUGCACAAACACCGUGGGCUCAUACAGAUGUAUAUGCAAUGAGGGAUUUUGGGGCGACGGAAUUACUUGCAGACCAUGUACUAUUAACGAACCAUGCCCAGAAAACUUCUACGAAGCAGCGAAAUGCACUAGAAAGCGAGAUCGCCUCUGUGUAGCGUGCAGUAAAAAGUGUGACAAGACUGAAUACCAAAAAUUUCCCUGCGGAAUGACGUUUGACCGAUUGUGUGUAGAUAUAUCCAAGCCCUUGACACGAGCCAAAAAGGGAAACACGUCAGAAAUUAUUCAAACCCGCCUUGGCGCCAAAGUGCUAGUUCCAGGCUCCGCCAAUGUACUGAUGGAAAACCGACUACGUGUCAACCGCACACAAGAAACCCUUGAAAUCAGAGACACCUCAACUCCAACAAUAACCCUAAGCCGUGAAACGGGCUUCUUGGUUGACAUACAACUAUUAGAGUCGCACUUGACACCUAUAUACAAGGACUACGACGGUCGUAACGGAGACGAAAACCCUCUGAUAAAAUCAAUAACCGGCGUCAACGAGAUUCGCACACGCUAUUGCCGUUAUCCUGCCCCGAAUUACUACACUCUUACCAACAAGGUUCAUUCAGGGCGCCAGACAAUGGUAACAAGUGAACUUUGCCGAGAAAGCAACAUUAAUUUGUGUCCAAAGUACGCCUCAGCGGGAGAAUUGUAUCUCUAUAGAACAGUAAACAGACGGUGCCAUUUAGCGGAGAACAAUGCGAUUUGCGGGACGCCUAAUAACUGUUCUUUACUGGAGACAGACAACAGGUUAUACUGUACAAACUAUGUUGAAGUGCUUGAAGAUCUGUUUGGGAAAAGCAAGGAUCAGUUUAAGGACACUUCACUGUAUGUGUUUUCAAGUGCCGAGUGCAGACUAGCCUUUAGAACCUGUCUUGAAUGCAGAAAGGAGAAUUGCAGUAAGUGUGUGGAGGGGAGCAUGGAUAAAGUUGACAGCUGCUCGUGUUGUUUCAAGAACUGCAUUGAGCCUUGUGAGUUCUUCUACGCAGGAAAUUGCGGUGCAAAGCGUGAGCCAAAAAAAUGUGCUCGGGGAGAGACAAGCGAAUUCAAGCUUGACCCCAGCUACUCUGGAAAUUUACGGUUACACUUUAACUGUUAUCUAGAACAUGAAGAACCCACAAGUCUAUAUACUAUUCGCUAUCGAAUAAGGGAGGCCAGAGGGAGAUUCUCUUCUCGGUGGGUGAGGAUUACAAUUGAUUCAACGAGGAUUGGGAAGAUAAAGCGCAAUGAUCAAUCUGCUGGAACUAAUUUCCUGGACUUCAUAGAGAUCACACACGACAACAAUAUAAACUUAGGUCCCGAAAUAUUCCUCAAAGCAAACCGGAAUGAUACGCGCAAAGAGUUUCAGUACCAGGUAUCAGACAUGAGUUAUAUAGGGGGACCACCUUUAGGGCGAGGUUCACAUUCCAGGAAGAUUCAACCAGUCACACCGUUCUCUGUACAUGUCAGUAAUGGAUUUUGGCAAGAUCGUGGGACUUGUAACAAGCUCAAUUCAUGGAAGAAAUAUCUUAGAAAUGAUUUCAGUAGCAUAGCAACAUCUGAGGUUAAACAUCUCGGAAACGGUCGCUUUGCUGAGAUCCGAUAUAAAAUCGGAAACGCCACCUAUCCACCGACAUUGACAUUCAAGAUCUCGGAUAAGAUGCCCAUACUCAAGUUUAUCAGCAAUGAAGAGACUUUUAAAAAUGACAAGCAUUUUCGCAGCAGUAUUAAUAGGACAAAUACUUCGUGGAUGAUAACGCUGAAAGGGCGUCUUUCAGCUUGCCCUAGCGUGAUCGGUCUGAAGGUGAUAGACGAGAUCGACCGGGUCAAGGUGGUGGAGAGUGAUCUACUUUUUCUUUGCCCUGAGCAGAAGUUCAACUUCAAGAUAGAUAUCCCCAGAAAAGGCUUAGACGACAAAGAGCGUUUGUUCUCGGUGUACCUAACUGAUUCGCUGCAGGAAUACAAACUUCAGAUUGCAGUAGUUGAUAAAAUGACUCGGAAUGCAAGGUCUGGCUUAAAAGGCAAGGGAACCGACAAAAGGCGUGACCCAUGGAAGGUGCUAACACCUUUGUUCGUCAUUACUGGGUGUGUCGUUAUGGGUUUGGUUGUUUUAAUUGUAUACGCUCAAAUAACCGCACCUAAGGGACCAGAAAUGAGGAGAGCCUGGGGUGGAUACGUAUGGGUGAAGCAAAAGAGUGACAGCAAAAUCCCAAAGGAUCCUAACAGAUUGAAGCGUCGCCAUAUGAUUCUUGUGAUAUUCGUUGUAACUGUAAGGACCGUUUAUAGUUUAGUAUUCAACUUCUCAAUGGCAUUAGCCCUAUUGACCCUGCUACACGCAAAGAACUUGGAGAUAAUCGGGGACUACAGAAGCUUCGUGCAAAGCAAAGUAAAUCAAGGAAGAUCUAUGGCCUUAAGGAUGGAUCAGUUCAGAGAGCAAGAGAUCAAAUCGAGUGUUGACCAAUCAAAUGAUGUACAAAGAUCAUGUGACUACUAUCUUGAAGUUCAGAGGAAAUGGCUUUAUUACAAUAUGAGCUGUGCUCUGCAAGGUAACAACAUAAAGAUGUUCAACAAGUUAACGAGGAAGAUCAUUGAGAGAGUCACUGACGAGGUAGAUAUUCUAGAAAAAAAGGUGAAAGGAACAAUUCACAGCUUUUCAGAGUCCACCAAACAACGAGUCCGAAAUCUCAAGGAAGACAUUGAGUUGUACGGGCGGAGAGUGUAUGACAAUAACUGGUUUGGACUCCCAAGGACCGCUUAUAAUUUCAAGGGCAAUUAUAAGAAUAAAAGGAGGAAGAGAGGAAUCAGUGAAAACUUUAUGCAAAUUACAGCCUUAUCCCACAUGGCAGAACAGCAACAUAAUCGUAGAAUAGAGCGAGCUCUGCGCGUGUCAUCAAGAAUGAGGCGUAGUUUUUCUAGCAACAAAUUCAUCGAUUUUCUUGAUUACGUUGGUGCCGUAGAUAAAAACGGCUUGGCUGAUCUCGAGAAAAACAUUAAUGAAAAAUUAGACGAGUUAAAAGCAGGAUUCGCCGACUUCAAGGCGGCCAUGGCCAGUGGAAGACCCCCAACGCACCCUCUUUCUACUGCUUUAUUGUGCCCUCUUCGAUACAUGAGUCAAUCUGCAAAGACAGGUCUGAAAAGUAGCAUUUCAUCUAUUUGCAGCUUUCAAGGCUAUCAAGGGGAAGUACAUUGUGCAAGUGUAAACAUUAGUGCAUUCUGUUCCUCAGAGGAUGCCGACGAGCUAUUUGGCGAAAAUUCCACUGAUUCUUCGAAAGAUUCACAACGUAUUUUCUUCGAAGAAACUGAUGGGGAAUCACCAAAAAACAUAAGUGACAACGGGUCAAUCAUAACUUCAGAUCAAUGUGGGAGGCACUAUAAUGUAGAACAGGGGGACUCAUUUGAGGAACAUAUAGAUACCAAGAAAGAAGAGAAACUUAAAAGAGAAGGAAAGCUAAAAAACUCGGCUAAUUCUUACCACGCUGAGAUAUUUGCCACGACUAGAUCUGCCGUUUUGUAUGUUCUUGCCAUUGUGGACAUCCUACUCUUAGUGUAUCGAAGUAUGAAGACUUACCAAAUAGCUAUGCGACUCAUGCACGGUUUCGAAGAAUACGUGGAACAUGAUGCUUAUGAAUUCCAAGAACCGUCCAAUACCGAGCGCGUUAGGAAUAUCCUGCAAAGGAUCUUUGACUUCCUGGCGAUCAUCCUUAUUCAGUUUAUUACUGCCGUUAAGGGACUUCAAAAGAAAAUCGUCCGCACCAACUUAAUUCCCAUGAUUAUCGUGAUAGCAAUAGCUGCAGCGGGCUUUUAUUUUGCAAUCGUGAUUAUCUUUAAUGUGGUUAAUGUAACUGUAAUCGAAGAGCUUGGCGGAUUCAGGAUCAUUUCCGCUCGACUCGACGCGGAUUUGUAUUUUACCAACCACGCUCUGUCUGAUCAUAUCAAGUUUCUCAACACGCUUGAUAUGAAGAUGUACAAGAAGUCUAUGAAACGAACCCUGGAUGGAUACAAGGCGGUAUUGGAAAACUUCAACGAGGCUCAGCGUAAAAGAUUCCAAGAAUUCAACAAACGCCUCUGUAACCUCGAGAGAGAAAACUCCACGUGUGUCCCAGAAUUUCCGGACUUCCCAGAAGUGUCAUUCAGUUCUUGUAUCAUGCCACGCCUAGACAGUAAAAAAUAUGAGGAAUACAAUAGUACUGAAUAUCAACAAUCUUUAAAAUACGAGUCCAAGAAAUACGUAGAUGCUGUGCGUAAUAUUUUCUUGGACACUUUGUACUUUAUUUUUGGGGUGAUCAUCAUGUGUUUACUUAUUGGUGCAUGCAGCGCGAUCGUCUUCAAAAUCAUGAAGUCACUUGGGAUGGUCCGAGUCAGGUACAUUCACGUGUACCCAACCCUCCCCCCUGAGAUCCUAGAAGAGCAUGGCUUGACUCCCCCUGGAAAUAUUAAAGACAAACCGAAAGAGAGGGGGAGUGCAGAUGGAAUCAACAGAAUUGAAAUUCCUGAAAAGUUUAAGCACUUAAAAUGCGAGUAAUUAUCUUUCACGUUCGCUUAUUUUGUGCUCAAAGAAUAAGGUUAAGGUUUUGGUGUUUUUCCAUCAACACAAAACAGGUGGGUGUUUUUCUCUAAGAAAAUUUUCUUCACAUAACUGUGAGUGCGGAAUCUCAUUGGGACCUGUCUGGGACUAAAUGCAGACCAGAUGGAUUUUCAAAAGAUGAAUGGCAGUUUCAUUUCAUUUCAAUUGUAAAUCAUUUUAACCAAUCAUUUAAUCAUUUCGCUCCUAUAGGGCCCUCACAAACACCCUAAAACCCACCUAAAAACUCGACUAACUUGAACUUGACUGAGAAUCACGGCGAAAAUCACAGCUUCUAUUUUACACAAACUUCAUGACAAGGAGGUUUUUGUAGUGUUCAUUGCAUUUUUAUCGGCUUCGGAAAACUGCCAGAGUGGCAAAGGUAGCGCAUGUUGCUCUUAACAAGUUUGUGUUACAUCGGCAGCGAAAUUUGUUCAAUGGAAAUUUGAUAACUGUCGUCUCCCUUGUCACUGAGCCGUCGUCGAAGUUUUUGAAGCUCCACGUUCUACUCUUAAGCGUAAGAAUAAAGCACAUUGAUUUUUAAGCAUUUUUAUAUAUCAUAUAAAGUAUUAUAGUUCGCUUUUCGUACGCAGACAAAACUGUGAAUAAAGCACCCAAAUGUACACGAGCGUUAUCAA
This is a messenger RNA of Nematostella vectensis (starlet sea anemone), 6698 nucleotides long. RefSeq lists its product as uncharacterized. The record is from RefSeq and is a predicted model, not a curated record. Bases 280 to 6021 code for a protein of 1913 amino acids. The transcript has 12 exons. NCBI's taxonomy places the organism in Eukaryota, Metazoa, Cnidaria, Anthozoa, Actiniaria, Edwardsiidae. Gene Ontology annotation, molecular function: protein binding; calcium ion binding.